UCCGCUCGGCUCCGCUCGUUUAUGUAGUGUGAACGGUAACGGGGCUGGGCUGGACGCUACAGCAGGCGGCAGACGGUAAGCAUGCAUAUCAAUUGCAUUCUUUUAGGAUGAGCGUAAAGUGUCAAUCUAGCUAUUAUACAUCACUAUGGCGUGGACAGAACAAGAAACCCUUCUUUUGAUUGAUCUUUGGGGGGAAGAGAGUGUACAAGUUCAAAUUGAAGGUUGUGCGCGCAAUAAAGAAGUGUACGCAAAGCUUGCAGCGCGUAUGCAGGAAGAAGGAUACAACCGGUCAGGCACGCAGUGUCGAGAGAAGAUCAAAAAAUUGAAGACCGACUAUAGAAAAGUAAAGGACAACAACAAUGAGAGUGGGAGAGCACGCCGCUCAAGUAGGAUUUUUGAGGCAAUGGACGCCAUUUUAGGUCAUAAGCCAGCGACUUGCCCGCCUAUUGUGCUUGAGAGUACGAAUAAUCCUGCGCAUACCGACGUUACAGCUGUAGACAGCGAUGCAAGUGGCAGUCAAGGUAUUGAGCUCGAUGACUACGGUGAUGAAAGCUGUGUGGGAGAACUUGCCCUCAGUAAUUGUUCCUCAACAGGGACUACAAGUAGAUCUACCCCAACAAGCUCAGUAUGUCCGUCUUCUCCUGUUGCCAAUACACCCACAGCUGCAAAGCAAAAGAGAAACGGAACGAAGAGAGCACGGGAGGGGCAAGGCAAGACUAGAGAUAGAAUGAAAGACAUGAUGCAGACAAUAAUGGCUGGCAUGAAAGAAAUUAGAGAGGCAGACUCAGUACUUCUAAUCGAUUUAGAAGAGAAACGACUGAAGCUUGAGGAUGCAAGAUUGAGAGAAGAAAGAGAGUAUGCCGAGAGAAAAAGAAGGGAGGGAAGACAGUACGAAGAGAGAAGAAGAAGGGAAGAAAGGGAGUUUCAGCUGCAAAUGAUGCAGAUGAUGGUAGGGUUUGGAAACCAACCAUCAGGUCAAUUCACCCAACACUCAGGCCAGUUCACUCAACCCUGGGGCUUUUCCAAUUUGCUGGAAGACAGUGGUCCUUACAGGCCUUCCCAACAAGAAUAGAUCUGACUUUUCAGUUGUUCUUUGUUAAUUAAUGAUAUUACUGAGAUUCUUGACCUCAAAUACAGACAGACGGACAGCGAGAGAAACAGACAGA
Corticium candelabrum is the source of this 1166-nucleotide messenger RNA. RefSeq lists its product as uncharacterized. Bases 146 to 1072 code for a protein of 308 amino acids. The record is from RefSeq and is a predicted model, not a curated record. The transcript has a single exon. NCBI's taxonomy places the organism in Eukaryota, Metazoa, Porifera, Homoscleromorpha, Homosclerophorida, Plakinidae.